CAAACGAGAUCAGUGAAUCCUACGGCUAUUCCAGCCCCUGAACCUGAACCCUCCCCCCUUUCCGUGCCAUACUGCAAAGCGCAAGGCACCUUUUCGCUUCCGCCCCUCUCCUUCCUUCUCCCCCUCCGCCGCCUGCUCGCCGUCCUCCGAUCCGCCGCCCCCGUCCGUCUCCAUGGGUCUCCUCUCCAACAGGAUCGGGAAGGAGAGCCUGAAGGCGGGGGAUCACAUCUACUCGUGGAGGGCCGCGUGGGUCUACGCGCAUCACGGAAUAUACGUGGGCGAUGAUAAGGUGAUUCAUUUUACCCGAGGAAGGGACCAAGAGGUCGGAACAGGAACGGUCAUUGAUUUUCUUCUUGUGAGUUCGGGCCCUAAUAGGAGCAGCACACCAUGCUUGGUAUGCAGCAGCGAUGAAGUUACCGCCGCCACGGAGACAAAUGGUGUGACUUCCUCUUGCCUCAGCUGUUUCCUGUCAGGGGGUGCUCUCUACCGUUUCGAGUAUGAUGUCAACCCAGCACUUUUCCUUGCCAAAGUACGAGGAGGGACCUGCACGCUUGCGGCCACUGAUUCCGACGAGGUGGUUGUCCGACGUGCCAAGUACUUGUUGAGCAAUGGUUUCAGGUGCUACAGCCUCUUCAAGAACAACUGUGAGGACUUUGCGAUAUACUGCAAGACUGGUCUGCUUGUGGCCGAGGGUAACGUCGGGCUCGGGCAGAGUGGGCAGGCUGUCUCCAUCAUUGGCGGUCCUCUUGCUGCUGUGGUUUCGACGCCUUUCCGCCUAGUAACCACGAACAUCUACGGAAUGGCAGUGAUGGCUGUCGGGGUGUACUGUGUUAGCAGGUAUGCAGGUGACAUUGGCAACCGCCGAGACGUGCUGAAGGUAGAGGUGGAGGAGCUGACGGCCGGGCUCGCAAGCGGACGGAUUCGUGCGGCGAACAUCACUCAGCUGGCAACUCCGGGACAAGUCCAGGCUCCGGCGGUGACCACACUCGUUGCUGCUUAGAAUGCAGCACCGAUGUUGUAAAAUAUGGAGAUGUAUACAUCACCAUCACCAUUGCUAUAUUUACCACCUGUUCAAACCUUCUAAAACUGUGCCGAGAUUGAACUUCCCGUUCAGCAAUGGCUGUGGGACGAGUGUUGUAUCUGCCACCAACGUGUCUGGUUUGUCUAGUAUUGUAUGAAGAUUGAAGACUGCUGCGUGUUUGCUCCAA
This is a messenger RNA of Hordeum vulgare subsp. vulgare (domesticated barley), 1208 nucleotides long. RefSeq names its product protein LEAD-SENSITIVE 1. The transcript has 3 exons. The coding region runs from base 173 to 1000 and encodes 275 amino acids. Lineage: Eukaryota; Viridiplantae; Streptophyta; Magnoliopsida; Poales; Poaceae. The record is from RefSeq and is a predicted model, not a curated record.